Galeopterus variegatus (Sunda flying lemur) is the source of this 846-nucleotide messenger RNA. RefSeq lists its product as uncharacterized. Lineage: Eukaryota; Metazoa; Chordata; Mammalia; Dermoptera; Cynocephalidae. The coding region runs from base 1 to 846 and encodes 281 amino acids. The transcript has 2 exons. The record is from RefSeq and is a predicted model, not a curated record.
AUGGUCCACGCCAGUGAGUUCCUCCCGACCUACCAAACGUGGGCUCAGCGUGAGUUCCUCCUGCCCAGUCAGUCCUGGGAGUUGCCUGGCUUCACCCGGCAAGCCUACCACCGGCUGGCCCUGAAGCUGCCACCCUGUACAGAAGUGAAGUCCAAGAUGCGCCACCGGCUGAUCCACCCUUGGAAGGAUGCAGGCCAGCACACCUGGGGCUUUCACACGUGGCUCGAUGUGGGGCGUUUGCCUGCCACCUUCCCCACCCGGCCCGACCAGCCCUACGAUAGCAAUGUCUGGCGCUGGCUGACCAACACCAAUGCCCACAGUUGCUGCCCAGCAGAGCCGCCCAUACCCCCGCCCUCCUGGAUGGGGCAAAACAGCUUCCUGAACUUCAUCCACUGCAGUCCCAUCUUCUUGGACGUGAACAGGAAGAACCAGGUGAUCUUCAGAACAGCGAAGCAGCUGGAGGAGAUGCAGAAGCUCAAGCUGAGGAGUGAGGUGCGGGCACCUCCCCUGGACGCCCACGGCAACAUCCUGCCCCCAGCCAACGUCAGGAAGUACCGGCACAUUUCUGCUGGGGGAAGGUUUGAACCCCUUGGCCUCCAGCUCAUGCCCAACACACUUCCCAAUGAUCUCGCCAGGAGCUGGCCCUGCCCAAACCCCAAGCCUCACUACCAGGAGAAGGUGCUAAAGCUGGCUCUGCUGCCCAGUGCGCCCCUGAGCCAGGACCUCGUGAGGGAUUACCAAGCCCUCAUAGUGGACCGAGUUGCCUUACCCCUCUGCCAUCUCUCCAAGGCACGACUUGGCAAAACCUCAGCAAGGAACAGGAAGAGAAGACCUGGACCCAUCUAG